Messenger RNA from Danio rerio (zebrafish), 1248 nucleotides. It is a transcript of the gene rad52, whose product is annotated as RAD52 homolog, DNA repair protein. Gene Ontology annotation, biological process: DNA recombination; DNA double-strand break processing involved in repair via single-strand annealing; double-strand break repair via homologous recombination. Lineage: Eukaryota; Metazoa; Chordata; Actinopteri; Cypriniformes; Danionidae. Gene Ontology annotation, cellular component: nucleus. The record is from RefSeq and is marked provisional.
GGCAUCAAACACACACAUGGAUUAUAGCAGCGGGAGGCAAGAGGAGAGAAAACCUCAUACAACAAACACGUGUUUUGGGCAGUAUUCAUACAGUGCAGAGGAAUACCAGGCAGUCCAGAAUGCACUGCGGCAGAAGCUCGGACCUGAAUACAUCAGCACCAGACAGGCUGGAGGAGGACAAAAGGUGUGCUACAUUGAAGGUCACAAAGUUAUAAGCCUGGCCAAUGAAAUGUUUGGGUACAAUGGAUGGUCACACUCGAUAUCUCAACAAAAUGUUGACUUUGUGGACCUGAUCAAUGGGAAGUUUUACGUUGGAGUCAGUGCUUUCAUUAAGGUCCAGUUAAAGGAUGGCUCAUUUCAUGAGGAUGUAGGAUAUGGGGUUAGCGAAGGCCUCAAAUCCAAAGCUCUGUCCCUGGAAAAAGCAAGAAAAGAAGCUGUCACAGAUGGAUUGAAAAGAGCACUCAAGUGUUUUGGAAAUGCGCUUGGAAACUGUAUUCUGAACAAGGAGUAUCUUAUCGCCAUCAACAAAAUACCAAAGCAGCCUCCUCCUCCUUUGGACGCAGACAAAACCAAACGUAGCGAUUUGGAGCCGUCUGUAGAGAAAGCCAGGUUUGACAGCCUGGCCCAAACAAACAGCAGGCAAUUUACCAAACUGGAAAACCCAGCCAACAUCCCCAUAGAGCAGAUGGGAAAUCUCCCUGUACGGGAAGGCCAUGAGAGCGCCACAGGGCCCAGGACUUCAUUGACAAACACAACGGCACUUCUUGGCAACACAACGACUCACCAGGAUACAGAAAACAGGCCCAGCAACACCUCCAGGUCAGCAUCUGAUACCACGGAGCUGUCCUCGUCUGAUCCUCUGCUGGACUCGAAGCAGCAGAGGAAGCUGAGACAGCAGCAGCUGCAGCAGAAGUUCAGACAGGAGAUGGAGGCUAAGAAGCUGCUGCAAGAGAAGAAAGACCAGCAGCCCACGCUGCACAUUAAACAAGAUGACCCAGAAUUGUGGGACUUCACUUUGGACGGCAUCGAUAUGCUGGACGAUCCUUCAACGAGAUCCACUGACCCUCCUCGUCCUUCCACACCAAACCAGCACACGAUGACGACACGCAGCAAGACCCCGCAGAGACCCCAAUGCCUGAGACCACCAGCCCAACCUCAGGGCCACUUCAGAUCUUCCACAGCAGGUGGACCAUCGAGCCCAUACAGACACGGCCAGAUGAUGAAGAAACGAAGAUUGGACACGUGAUG